Molecule: messenger RNA, 702 nt
Organism: Empidonax traillii (willow flycatcher)
Lineage: Eukaryota; Metazoa; Chordata; Aves; Passeriformes; Tyrannidae
Product: deoxyhypusine hydroxylase-like
Exons: 3
Biological process (GO): peptidyl-hypusine biosynthetic process
Molecular function (GO): deoxyhypusine monooxygenase activity
Source: RefSeq, a predicted model, not a curated record
GGCUCUCCUCAUACUGACAGCCCAGUCCUGUCCUGACACGUCCUUCCUUCUCUCAGGUGAAGCCCUGGGCGCUAUCGGGAACCCCAAGGUGCUGGAUAUCCUCAGACGCUAUUCUGAGGACCCCGUGGUUGAGGUGGCAGAGACGUGCCAGCUGGCCGUGAGGAGGCUGGAGUGGCUGCAGGAGAACAAGGAGAAGCCAGGCCCCAGCCCGUACCUGUCCGUGGAUCCCGCUCCUCCCGCUGAGGAGACCGACGUGGCCAAACUGCGGGAGACCCUCCUGGACGAGUCCCGGGAGCUGUUCGAGCGGUACCGCGCCAUGUUCGCCCUGCGGAACCGGGGCGGCCGGGAGGCCGUGCUGGCACUGGCUGAAGGGCUACGCUGCGGCAGCGCGCUGUUCCGCCACGAGGUGGGCUACGUGCUGGGGCAGCUGCAGGACGAGGCGAGCGUCCCUCAGCUCACAGCCGUGCUGGGCAGCCCCUCCGAGAACCCCAUGGUGCGGCACGAGUGCGCCGAGGCGCUGGGGGCCAUCGCGCGGCCGUCCUGCCUGCGCGCCCUGCGCGCCUUCGCCGGCGACGCCGAGCGCGUGGUGCGCGAGAGCUGCCAGGUGGCCCUGGACAUGUACGAGUACGAGAACGGCGCCCAGUUCCAGUACGCUGACGGGCUCUGCAAGCUGCAGGCCUCCUCUUGAGCCUGCACGGGGGG